This is a messenger RNA of Linum trigynum, 1576 nucleotides long. Lineage: Eukaryota; Viridiplantae; Streptophyta; Magnoliopsida; Malpighiales; Linaceae. The record is from the annotation of a GenBank genome assembly.
CUGCCAUACAAAGGGCGCUGAAGAGUGAGAGAAGUAAGCUGCAGCAGUAAAAAGAGAAGUUAAGCUCCAUGGAGAAUCUGAACCUGCGAGAGUCUCAUAUGAAGCUGAAGAAAGGCCGCCGGGUCUUGCUCUUUCCAUUGCCAUUCCAGGGCCACAUCAACCCCAUGCUUCAACUUGCCAACAUCCUCUACUCCAGAGGGUUCUCCAUUACCGUAAUACACACCGACUUCAACUCUCCCAAUUCAACCAACUACCCUGACUUCACCUUCCACUCCAUCCGCAUUGGCUUAUCAGAGGAACAAGCCAAUCAGCUUGCCUGGCCGAUAGGAGAUGUCAUAGCACUUCUCACCUCGACCAACAUCACUUGCGCCGCGCCAUUCCAUGGAGCCUUGGUCAAGUUGAUAUCUGAAAGCUCAGAGGAAGAGCCUGUUGCUUGCCUUAUUACUGAUGCUGAUUGGCACUUCACUCAGGCGGUUGCUGACAGCCUCCAUCUCCCCAGGAUUGUGCUUAGAACAACCAAUGUCUGCUCUUUCCUUGUUUACGAACCCCUUCCGUUGUUCCACCAGAAAGGUUACUUCCCUAUUAAAGACUCCAAGGCAGAAGAAGAAAUCCCCGAGUUCCCACCUCUGAAAGCUAAGGAUCUCCCACAAGUGAAGACGCAGAACCAAGAAGACCUAUUUUAUCUGGUAGAUAGCAUGAUGAGUUCAAUCAAAGCCUCGUCAGGGCUCAUCUGGAACACCUGCCGGGACCUGGAACAUUCCGACCUAAUAAAGAGCUCCGAGCUGUUCAAAGUUCCCAACUUUUCUCUGGGGCCUUUCUACAAACACUUUCCGUGCACCUCGAAAAGCAGCUUGCUCGCGCAGGAUCCAACCUCCAUCUCCUGGCUGAACAAUCAAGCACCCAGAUCAGUUCUCUAUGUCAGCUUCGGCAGCGUCGCGACCAUAACCGAGGCCGAGUUGCUCGAGAUCGCUUGUGUCAUGAACCAGUUGGUCCCAAUAACUCGAGUUGUUGGGAGAAGGGGACUCGCCAACAGCCAGCAACCAUUCCUGUGGGUGGUGCGACCAAACUCAGUCGAGAACUCAGAGUGGAUCGAGGUUUUACCAGAUGGGUUUCAUCAGGCGGUGGCCGGGAAAGGCCAUAUCGUCAGAUGGGCUCCGCAGGAAGAAGUUCUGGCGCACCCGUCGACGGGAGGAUUCUGGACUCACUGCGGAUUGAACUCGACCCUAGAGAGCAUGUCUCAGGGCGUCCACAUGAUUUGUGCGCCGAGCUUUGGUGACCAAUUGGUGAAUGCGAGGUACAUCAGCGAUGUUUGGAGGAUAGGGAUUCAUUUGGAGUGGAAGAUGGAGAGAGGGGAAAUUGAGAAGGUUGUAAAGGCAUUAAUGGUGGAGGAAGAGGGUCGGAAAAUUAGGGAAAGGGCUGGGGCUCUGAAGGAGAAGAUGGAACUCUGCCUGAAACCAGGGGGUUCGUCGUAUGAAGAUGGUCAAAGCUUGGUUGAUCACAUUUUGUCAUUGUGAAUCGUUGAUUCAUCGAAUCUUGUUCAGUUUUGGGCUCCGGAAAAUAAAUGGCUAAAAUUGGC